AUGGUUUCCACAAGAUGGGGUGGUCUUGCGGCUCGGGGCGUCUUUCUUGUCUCUUCCCACUUUGUCCAGAGAGCAGACAAGGCCAUAUACAGCAGCAACACCGUUACAGCCGUCAACACGCUUCAGGGUUGGUACAAUACUGGACAGGGUCUCUGGGACACCGCCGGGUGGUGGAACAGCGCCAACUGCCUGACGGUGCUCGCCGACUUUGCCACCCUAGACGGCAUUGACGCGAACACAUUGGACAUUGCCGGCAUCAUUUCCAACACCUUUACCAAUGCACAGAAGACCCCCAUGGCUGUUCAAAAGUCCAUGUCGUCCACGGGCAUGAUACAGUCGACCUACACUGUGACGAGCACUGAGACGCGGUCUGGUCUUGCUACGCGGGGCUUUGAGGGCUUCCUCAACGACUUCUAUGACGACGAAGGUUGGUGGGCCUUGGCGCUGGUCCGGUCGUGGGAUCUGGUCCACGAUGACAGAUACCUGGACAUGGCGCAGCUCAUCUUUGAGGACAUGAAGAACGGGACAGACGACGUCUGCGGUGGCGGUAUCUGGUGGAGCAGGGAGCGGGCCUACAAGAAUGCCAUCGCCAACGGGCUGUACCUCAGCCUCGCAGCCAGCCUCGCAAACCGCGUCACCAGCAACCAGGGCUACUUCCUGGACAUCGCCAAGGAGGAGUGGGCGUGGUUCAAGAACAGCGGCAUGAUCAACAAGAACAACCACAUCAACGACGGCCUGACCAUCAGAGCCGACGGCACGUGCGUCAACAACGGCAUGAACACGUGGUCAUACAACCAAGGCGUCGUGCUGGGCGGCCUGGUCGAGCUCGCCAAGGCCACGGGCGACCCGUCGUACCUGUCCGAGGCCGAGGCCCUCGCCAUGGCGGCCAUCUCGCUGCUCUCGGACGCCAACGGCAUCAUCCACGAGGCGGCGUGCGAGCCCAAGUGCGGCCCCGACGCCAGCCAGUUCAAGGGCAUCUUCGUCCGGAACCUGGGCUACCUGCAGCGGGCGGCGCCGCAGGACGCCUACAAAGUCAGCAUCCUCAAGAACGCCGACUCGAUCUGGGCAACCGCCCGGAACCCCGCGGGUGGCAGGAUCGGCGUCGUCUGGUCUGGUCCCUACGAUGUCGGUAGCGGACCCACGGCGGCAACGCACAGCUCCGCCAUGGAUGCCUUGGUUGCCGCGAUUGGGGCUGCCGACACAAACAUGGACGCACCCGAGGAGGACCAAGAUAUCAAGCUCCAAAGGAUCUCGAGCGACCUGAUUGAGGACUUUGAUCGGUCUCUUCUACCGUAUCUACGCAAGUCCGAUGGCUCUGGGGGAACAAUCGUCAGAAGGCGAGUGCGCUCUCGUGAGACGGGCCGGUUGGUUUCCACGCUGCUGGACCCGUUCCAGGAACUACCACAGCUUCUGGACCCGCAGCUACCGAAAUGGCUGCCCGUCUUGGCCGAGAGCUUUCUUGAGUAUCUCCAGACCCGCAGGCGCUCCAAGCCCCUGUCAACGCGUUCGGAUCUCUUGAUGCCCUUGUCUGCCGGCAUCUGCAGGAUACUGUACACCUUCUGCAAGAUCCGCGGCGAGAAGGUCGUCGUUCGCUUCCUUAACAAUGAGACCAGAUAUCUCGACGUCUUAUUAUCCGCCCUGGAAGAUUCCGAGCGGAAGAUAGAUCCCGCCGCCGUCGAGUGGACGUGGGAGCAGCGGUACGUCGUGCUGCUCUGGCUCUCGCAUCUCUUCCUGGCCCCUUUCGACCUGGCGACCAUCUCGUCUGUCGACGUUGACGAGGAGGAACUGCCAGCCAUUCCCGGAUUCCAGUGGCCCGCCAAUCUCCCGGCCAUUACCGUCAGGAUAUUGCCUCUGGCUAUCAAGUACUUGGCGUCCCCGGGCAAGGAGAGAGAUGCAGCGAAGGCCCUGCUUGUACGGGUGGCAAUGCGACGGGAUAUGCAAGACCUCGGCGUCCUGGACGCCCUGGUGCAGUGGGCUCUUGCUUCCCUUCGUCUCCAGAAGGACAUUGCGUCCCAGACGUCUUAUUACCACAUAGGCGUGCUCUCCUUCCUUGCCGGCAUCUUGGCUUCCUCGGCCAACACGUCGGAUAUGGACAAGUACUUGUUUAAAAUCUUCGAGGCCGCUCACGCUGCCUCGUCCGACUCGGUCGGCGCCAUAACCUCGUCGGCCCUGGCAAGAAAGACGCUAAUUAAGGUCAUGCGCUCCAUCACUGUCCUGGUACUACGGAAUCAACAACUGGACAUGGCCGGGACCGAGCUGGUCGAGACUACCAUCGGCCACCUGCUGGAACGUCUCGCUGACAAUGACACGCCAGUGCGUUUGGCGGCCAGUAAAGCCUUGAGCGUGACCACCCUGAAGUUAGAUAUGGAGAUGGCGUCACAGGUCGUUGAGGCAGUCCUGGAAUCCCUGAGUCGGAAUGUGUUGUGGACGCAAAACCCUACGAAUCCGUCCGCGGCGCCGACCAGAGACCUCAGCGCGGUUGACCCCCUGGAAUGGCACGGUCUGAUGCUAACACUGUCUCAUCUACUCUAUCGACGAUCUCCACCGGCGGAGAAGCUGUCGGAUAUCAUUCAAGCCCUGUUGAUGGGCCUGUCGUUUGAGCAGAGGAGCUCCUCCGGAAACACGGUUGGAACUAAUGUCAGGGAUGCAUCAUGCUUCGGCAUAUGGGCCAUUGCUAGGCGAUACACUACGAAGGAGCUGCUGGCCGUGCCCACCAAGUCUAUUUCGGCGGCCAGGCAUCACCCUGCCCAAUCCUCCGUCCUGCAGAUCCUCGCCACGGAGCUUAUCGUGACCGCAUCGCUGGAUCCGGCCGGGAACAUCAGGCGAGGUUCCUCGGCAGCGCUGCAAGAACUAAUCGGCAGGCAUCCCGAUGUCGCCGAGAAGGGCAUCUGGGUGGUCCAGACGGUAGAUUAUCACGCCGUGGCGCUGCGGGCGAGAGCCAUACAACAAGUGGCCCUGGAAGCCACCAGACUAGCCGCCCAGUACGGUGAGGCGAUGCUGGAGGCUCUACUGUCCUGGAGGGGUAUUGGAGAUGUUGAACCCGCCGCCCGCAGGGUCGCCGCGGCAUCAUUUGGGGUCGUUGCGGCCGAACUUGUCGUUUCAUCCCCCGACCCGGUGCAACAGCUGAGCGGUACUAUUGAAGUUGUCCUUCAGCGCCUCCGGCUCCUGCAACAUCGGCAAGUCGAGGAACGUCAUGGACUCCUACUCGCCUUUGCAGCUGUCCUGGACCAUUUUCCGGCACUGAUGGAUCCGGCCGAGGGCAGGAAACCGCCAUCUGGCGCCACGAUGGAUGGUCUAUUACGGCAGGUGAUGGGCUCCCUGGAAGGGAUUCUCACUGACUGCAAAACCAAAACCCACCGGCGGCCCGAGCUUGUCGCCGAGGCAGCAAGCCGUCUCGUGGUCUCAUCAUUCCCGCUGUUCCAGGCUGCAAUGCUGGGCCCAAAUGGUGAGACCGAGAGCCUGCCUUCACGCUUUUCGGACAUGGUAUCGGCCCUGGACUCGGUAGGCGAGUCGAGACGCCACCGCAUUCGCACUCUGGUACCUCUCAUCAGCUCCAACCUGAGCGAGUGGAUGAAACGGUCAGAGCACGAGAACAUCGUGGCGACAUCCCAAACGGGGCUGGUGUUCCUGUCCGUGUGCGAACCAGACGUUCGGGAGGAGACAAUUCGGAGAUGGGCCGAAGCUGUCAGGCUCGUUCCGACGUCUCGUACGGGAUCCGUCGGAGGGCAGUUUGCAGCACUGGUCAAGGCUUACCCGACCGUGUCGACUCUCAAUCUCCACCAGCCAGAGGACAGCGCCUUGAUCUGCAAUGCCAUCCUCGAGCGGUGGGCGGGCGACAAGGACAUAGAUACCCGCGUGUCCAUCCUCCAGAGCCUGACGCAGAGCGCCAUGCUGAAGCAGAACGCUGUCGACUUCCUUGGCCUCGUAGAAGAGGGCCUGGACGACUACACGACGGAUGCUAGAGGCGACGUUGGCUCACACGUACGACUACAGGCGAUAAGAGCCACGGGAUCACUCUGGCAGACCCUGCACGACGAACAACAACAGCCCGAGGGCCUCCAAACCCUAGUAUCUAGCAGCCUCUUCCUGAGGAUCCUGCGUCUGGCCGCGGAGAAGCUCGACAGAGUGAGAGUAGAGGCGCAGACCACAUUGGCACUGGCAUUGGGUCCAGACCACGCCGCACGUCUCAGCAGGCUGACCUUCUCCUCGCGGGCCUACUUCCGCUUCCUCCUCGACCUGCUUUCCAACGACUGGCUGCACCCGGCCGUCUCAGCCACGGCCAAGGCCGACCCGGACCGGUGGAUGGGCGAGCUGAUGGCGGGCUACGUGUCGUCGGCCGACACGGGCAACGAGGACCUCGUGAUAGCCAGCCGGGCGGCCCUCACCGACUUCUGCGACGACGACGACGACGGCGGCGGGGGCGGGUCCCCGGCGUCCCGGGACGCCGUGUGCGCGGCGCUGGCGCGCAACCUCGGGUGGCGGCGGCGGGGCGCCCUGGAGGACCGCGUCGUCGUGCCGUCGCUGGAGAUGGUGGCGUUCCUCGCGCGCGCCGGCGUGCUCGCGCGGUGCGGGCCCGCCGUCGUCGACCGCGCGGCGCUGUGCCUCGGCGCGCAGAGGGCGUGCUACAAGACGGGCAACGUGCGCAAGAUCGAGGCCUGCAUCAGGGUCUACGGCGCCGUGGCCGCGCUGGCGGGUGGCGGCCCGGGGUCGGGGGAGCCGAGGAGCGACGGCGACGGCGGUAGGCAGGCGAGGCGCCGGCUUGGGGCGCUGCUCUUCCACCCCUGGCCGCGGGUUAGGGCCAUGGUGAUUGAUGAGCUGUGGGGUCUCAUCUCCGGAGUUGGCCACGUGCGGGCAGAGAGGCUCAAGGGUGUCGACUGGGGCAGGGCCGAGAAAGGGGCUAUCAAGGAGUUGGUCGAGGCCCUGGACUUGGCAUAA
This is a messenger RNA of Phialemonium atrogriseum, 4935 nucleotides long. RefSeq names its product tubulin-folding cofactor d. Lineage: Eukaryota; Fungi; Ascomycota; Sordariomycetes; Cephalothecales; Cephalothecaceae. Gene Ontology annotation, molecular function: GTPase activator activity; beta-tubulin binding. The record is from RefSeq and is a predicted model, not a curated record. Gene Ontology annotation, biological process: microtubule cytoskeleton organization; carbohydrate metabolic process; tubulin complex assembly. The coding region runs from base 1 to 4935 and encodes 1644 amino acids. The transcript has 5 exons.